AUGCAACAAGACAGUUCGAAUAGAGGGCGCUACUCUGACCCUUCAGCAUCUAUAUUGACGCCUUUGAGAGGAGAUUUCCGGGAUAUAUCACCAGGAUUCGAGUCGCGAGCGCGUUCGCUAUCUCCGCGCAAGCGUCUUGUCAAACAACCGCUUCAUAUUCGCAUGAACUUGACUGAGAGCCAAGUUGACAAGAUUACAGACGCUUUCAGUCAUCAAGUCGAUAAGAGCCCAACGAAGGCUGCUAAGUUCAAGAAAAAGCCUACGAUGACCACUCCAAGAACGACUCCAAGGUCAACACCACGAAAGAGCAAACCAAGACUUCUACAGCAUGAGAAUUCAUACGGUUGGACUACUAGAGAUGAUGGUCCCUCUGAUGUGAAUUCUCCAACCUUUUCGGAGCUUAUGCCCGGUCGCCAUUCGGGCUCUUCCAAGGACUUGUUCUCUGCCAGUUUAGCAGAACGUCGACAUAUCAACCCGCCUUCUCCGUUGCAGCUUGGGACUCUUCGUCGUAGUGGGACAGUGCCUCGACCAGCCGAGAUGGAAGAGAUUCCCGAUGCAGUCUCUCCUUUAGGGCAGGGAAGCUUUGAGCGUGAGCCGGUCUUUGACGAUGAUGCCUCUUCGGUCUACUCCCCUCAACAAACUGCCCGCCCAUCACCUCUUCGCCUCAGCCACGUCAGGUCACAAUCCAAAUUCAAUGGUGCUGGAGAGGGUUCAUUCCAAGAGUGGAAGAGGAGCCAUGAUUCCUCCAUGAUCAGGGAGUCGGUAAGCCAUCCAGAGGAUCUGGUCAAUAGGCCUCGACGCUCGAAAAGCUCUGCCGAUGGAUUGAGACAGGCCCGAGCCAUCGCAGUACACUCUCCACCGAUCCCACAAGUCGUAACAGUGGGCUUUAAUAACAGCAACUAUCAUCGGACUGUUCAAGACACUCCCGUAUUCUCACCACUGCAGUUCUAUUUCAGGGGAACAGACUACCCAAGCUCCAAGAAGGGCGAAAAAACAAUGAUUGGGGAUAACGGGUGGCUCGAACGCCCUAACGGCGGCUCUGAUCAAAGCUCAAAGACGCUCCAGAAGAAGACCGGAAUUUUGGACAACAUCAAGAAACUCGCAAAAGACAUGACGGAGCUUCAUCAUACCUCUCGUCGGGCCCAGCCCGCAAUCCGGUCUCGCCCGACAUCACAGGUCGCCAUCUCACUAAAUGCCAGAGAGCAAAGCCUCCUCUACUGCGAACUGGAGUUCAACCUUAGCACUGCAUUGAAUGACUAUAUUACGGUGCAACUGGACAAGGGUCGGCUUGUGCCUGACAAGCUCAAAAAGGUAGCAGAUACGUGGCAUAACAAGGGCCGACCCAAGGUUGUUGGUUUUCGCUACGACCUGGAGACGCAGCUUGAACUUAUCAGCCUCCACGUCGACGAUUUUCGCUUCUAUGGCCGCCGACAAGCCGAUCCUGUUGAGAUUGGCGGGCUCCUGCGCGCCAUGAAGGUCAAUGCCAGAGCAAUGUGCGUCCGGACACUUUGCCAGCCAGAUUCUGUGAUUGCGAAGCAGUUGGUUGACACCCAGUCAACCUUUAAAAUGCUUGAUGUCCCAGACUAUCAGCAGCGCGCGCUUGCUGACAUAGCUCAGUUCUUCAAGGUCAUCGUGGAGCGAGAGCAGGAUGUUCGAGAACACACUGGAGGCAAUGGCAGGGACUCCAACAACCGGGGCGAGCGACGGUGGACAACGGUUCAGGGAGGGAUAUGA
This is a messenger RNA of Fusarium odoratissimum NRRL 54006, 1734 nucleotides long. RefSeq lists its product as uncharacterized. The record is from RefSeq and is a predicted model, not a curated record. The coding region runs from base 1 to 1734 and encodes 577 amino acids. The transcript has 3 exons. Lineage: Eukaryota; Fungi; Ascomycota; Sordariomycetes; Hypocreales; Nectriaceae.